AGUUUUUCAGAAACUUUCUAAAAUGACCGAUAUUACAGUUGGUAUUACAGUUGGUAUUAUCGUUGGUAUUUGGUUGGUAGGAAAGCUCCCGUGGCACUGUUUAGGUGCCACUAUCCCCAUCCGCCACAAGGGAAGUUCGCGCGAUAUCGCGCCAAAGACACAUCAGAAAAAUCUGGUAUUGCCAACUUUUCUCAAUAUGCCUUUAAAUAUCGCUAAUCUAGUUUUGGAAAAGAUGGAGCUCAAGGAUCUACUAAAAGCGAGAAAAGUCUGUCGCAGUUUGAGAACCGCCGUCGAUAAGUUUGGAUUACGCUUUGAUCAAAUCAACUUGUUCUUGGGGAGAGAUAACGUCGAAAUAUGUAUGAGAGGAACUACAAUCAGAUAUACUACUGCUGCAAAUGGUAAUUCGAAUGUGACUCACAAUGGACAGAAAACGAUAAUUGCUGAAGAAAACUUUGUUGAAAGAGCGGCCAAGGAUUUUAAGAUAUUAUCGAAGCACGCACGGAAAAUUGACAUUCGGAACUUUACGGAAAAUAGACGCGACAUUAUUAAAACUUUCAAUGAGAUUUGGAAUACUGAAAAAUGUAUUCUCGUAAAGGAAAUAAGACUUCGGCACUUCUCAUUUGAUGAGGUUCUUACAAAUCUUCCAUGGUUUAAUGCUAAAAAGCUCAAAACUAUUGAAUUAAAUUGGAUGAAGUCAAUAGACCGUUUUGAACGUAUAACCCAAUUGGAGCAAUGGAAAAAUGCAGAAGUAGUUAAAAUUGGUUCUAAGAUUGCCAGUAUAAUGAUUGUUCAUUUUUUUCAUUUCAAAUGCUUCACUAUUAACCAUAUUGACGAAUUUCCAGCACAGGCUGCAAUACAAAUGAGAGAUGAUCUUUUAAGAAGAAGUACAUUCCAAAGUUGCUAUAUAAUUUUUUACAAAUCAAAGACAAAUCCGAUUGAAAUUGCAAAAGUAUUCAAACCGGACUACACUGGCGAAAACGUAUUUAAUAUCGAAUAUUCAAAUGGUAACGACAAAUUCGAUAUUUCGCUUCAAGAGUUUUCAUACUAUUUUCUUUUGAAUAUGAACAGAUCCCUUUCAGUUUGAUUGUAAGUUUAAAAAAAUCUUUUUGUCCGAGAUUUUUGUAUUUUUUUAUCUUAAUUUUCGUUCAUUUAUUAUUGAAAAAAAAAAUGCAUUCUAUUCACACAGGAGUAAAAUUAGUCGCAUCAUUUGAAAGUGUAAGAAAU
Molecule: messenger RNA, 1224 nt
Organism: Caenorhabditis elegans
Lineage: Eukaryota; Metazoa; Nematoda; Chromadorea; Rhabditida; Rhabditidae
Gene: fbxa-60
Product: F-box domain-containing protein
Exons: 3
Coding region: 23-1084 (353 amino acids)
Source: RefSeq, marked reviewed